AUUUUCAUGUCCUCUUGUUAAAGCAUCCGAUGCAAAAACUUCACAACACUCUCUCUCUUACUCUUAUCGUAUAAACUCAGAAGACUUUCUUUAUCUCUCUCUCUCUCACAUCAAACACCAGUCACCACUUCACUUCAUCUGAUCUCUCUCUAUUUCUCUUCUCUCAUCUCAGAAUCAUAGAAAUAAUGUUUUGAGCUUCAUAUACGGUUAAACCGUACACGAUCGAUCAAUACCCACAAAUAUGUCAAAUUCCAGCUCAUCUUUCACAAAAGAAGAUGAAAAUAAGGCCGAAUCCGAUGUUUCAUCAAGACCCACAUCAGAAUUCCACGGUGGGCCCAACAAAACCGCUUCAAAUGAUCAUCCUGAACAAGUGAGAGAAAUCGACGAUGAAAGAAAACCUGAUCAGACAACAAGUACUGCUUCGUCAGAGAAUCCUAAUACAAACCCAUGUUUGGAUUUAUUGAAAACAAGUAACCAAGGACUUGACAUAAUUAAUUUUGAUACUGGUAAUUUCACUACUCCGACAUCUUCCGAUCACAAAAUUCCUUCGCCAAAGCAUUGCCCACCGGCACCGAGAAAGCCAUGGUCGAUUCAACCGCCGCCGGCACACCUUCGGAAGAGAAAAGGAUCGCCGUCGUCAGAUAUUCCGUUCAGGGAUCUCGAUUUAUUCUUCAUUGAUCAGAAACUUCAAGAAGAAUCGGCUAAUUCUCAUAAGGUUAAGAAACCUCGAACUCAUGAUGAUAAUAAAGAUUAACUAUUAUUCUCUUUCUCACCUCAUUUCAAUUUCACAUGACUUAAUUAUCAUGUAUAUUUAUUUAUAGAGAGAUAGAUCGAGUAAUUGGUAAUAUGGUAAUGGUAGAUAUUAUAUAUAUAUAGCUUUGUUUGUGGUCA
Messenger RNA from Impatiens glandulifera, 891 nucleotides. RefSeq lists its product as uncharacterized. Gene Ontology annotation, biological process: regulation of DNA endoreduplication. Bases 242 to 754 code for a protein of 170 amino acids. Lineage: Eukaryota; Viridiplantae; Streptophyta; Magnoliopsida; Ericales; Balsaminaceae. The transcript is spliced from 2 exons. The record is from RefSeq and is a predicted model, not a curated record.